This is a messenger RNA of Halteromyces radiatus, 2256 nucleotides long. RefSeq names its product ribonuclease H-like domain-containing protein. The record is from RefSeq and is a predicted model, not a curated record. Gene Ontology annotation, molecular function: nucleic acid binding; nucleotide binding; 3'-5'-RNA exonuclease activity. Gene Ontology annotation, biological process: poly(A)-dependent snoRNA 3'-end processing; nuclear polyadenylation-dependent CUT catabolic process; nuclear polyadenylation-dependent antisense transcript catabolic process. Gene Ontology annotation, cellular component: nucleolus; nuclear exosome (RNase complex). The coding region runs from base 26 to 2182 and encodes 718 amino acids. NCBI's taxonomy places the organism in Eukaryota, Fungi, Mucoromycota, Mucoromycetes, Mucorales, Cunninghamellaceae. The transcript is spliced from 5 exons.
CAACACAUUAUUUUCUUAUACAAAAAUGGGUUCCUCGGACAUUCCGGAUCCUAUUACCGAUUUUCAAAAUUACCAAGCUUCUUUAUUCAAAGCGAUCACCUCAGCCACCAAUGCUGCCAAUUGCAUUCCUGUGGAAGAUCUAGGUUUCUUUCGUUCAUUGGAUCGCCAUUUUGCCAGAGACUUGGAUCAAUCGGGUGAAGCUCUUUUGAACCUGGGUAACAAACUGACAGCUCAUUGUGCAAAAGAUCUUGGAGUGGGUACCGAUCAAAAAAUGGACGACAUUGAUGAUGUGAACGAUCGUUUCUCAAGUGUGAUUGAUGUCAUUGAUGGAUUAUUCGAACGUGCGGAUGUUUGUUUGGACGAAAUGACCGGCAAAAAUAACAACAAUGCAGAUGAUAUUGUGGCGAAGAAUAAUCGAGCAGAAGUGACUCAGAUCUCUCAACAAUCAAGUACAGGUGACAAGUUAGAAUACAAACUACUUCAUGCUAGCAAUGUAGUUCGACCUCAAUUGCACUUUAAGGAUCGUAUUGACAAUUCUAGUACGGUUCCCUUUGAACGCAAGAUUACUGUCAAACCUCAUGCUAUGGUACCUUUGGAGAAACAACAACCUAUUACCGAUAGUGUCAUUGCCUCUGGUAUUCCUCCUGCCAUGCCUCAUCCUUAUGCCUAUGAAAUCGAACAUAUUACCUAUCCUGAUCAUCUCUUUGAAUCUCGUGAUCCUAUUAUGUAUUCAUCCUUUGAUGAUACUGAAGCGAUUUGGGUUGACUCUGAACAAGCUCUGGAUAGUAUGCUCAAAGAUCUCGAAGGUGUGCAAGAAUUAGCUAUUGAUUUGGAACAUCAUAAUUAUCGCAGUUUUCAAGGGUUUACUUGUUUGAUGCAAUUGAGUACUCGUGAUCAAGACUAUAUCAUUGAUACUUUGACCUUACGACAUUUGCUCUGGAAACUCAAUGAUUACUUUGCUGAUCCAAACAUUGUCAAGUUACUUCAUGGUGCGAAAAGUGAUAUUAUCUGGUUACAACGGGACUUUGGUGUUUAUAUUGUGAAUUUAUUUGAUACAUAUGAUGCCACUCAUUUAUUGGAAUUCCCUCAUCAUAGUCUGGCUUAUCUAUUGAAAAAAUACUGCAAUGUAGAUGCUGACAAAAAAUACCAAUUGGCUGAUUGGAGAAUUCGGCCAUUACCAAAGGAAAUGAUCGACUAUGCUCGAUCUGAUACACACUAUCUUUUAUAUAUCUACGAUCGAUUACGGGAAGAAUUACUGGCUGGAUCUGGAAGCAACGAAAAUUUAUUACGGGCAGUGUUACAACGAUCGGCAAUGACAAGUGCUAAAGUUUAUGAAAAGGAGGUCUAUGAUGCUGAACAUGGUAGGGGACCAGGUGGAUGGUACAACUUGCUGAUAAAGUGGCGACAUUCUAUGAAUCAACAACAACUUUGUGUAUUCAAGGCAUUACAUCAAUGGCGCGAUACAACUGCAAGACAAGAAGAUGAAUCCGUUCGAUUUAUCCUUCCCAAUCAUAUGUUAUUUGCUUUGGUGGAACGUAUGCCUACUGAUUCUCCUGGUGUCAUUGGUUGUUGUAAUCCUUGUCCUCCUAGUAUUCGUAGAAAUGCUCAAGCUAUUUAUAUGUUAAUCCAACGUGCCAAGAUGGAAGGUCUUGCCAUGGAUAAAGAGACUGAUCACAAACUUUCUUUAGAUAGACAACCAAUCAGCAAUAACACUGUUGUCACGACAUCAUCAAUACAACAAGAACAACAAGAACAACCAAUAAAACGACCAGUGAAGAAAGUGGAUCCUUCGGUAUUUGAUUUGGAAAAAGUAUAUCAACAACGUCAAGACAUAGUCAGUCAAUUGGCAGCAACACAUUCUGUUUUAUUUGGACCCAACAAACAAGCUACUAUUACCAAAGAGGAAAUGGAUGCUCAAAAGAUCGCUGGACAUAUUCGUGCUACAAUGACCAUCACCCUACCUUUUGAUGAAUUGAAAAUUAAGGCUGUACAUGAUCAUACUUCUAUUCGACAACAACAAGAAGAAAAAUCAUCUAUAAAAGAAUCAUCUACAACAGAAGAAGAACAUAUAUAUGCACCUGCCGAUCAACGAGAAACUAAGAAGAAACGCAAAGCAAAUGAUAAUGAAGUCAUUACAGUGAAAAGUCUUGGAACCAAAAAGAAAUCCAAAAAGAUAAACUAGUGAUAGAUUAUUAUUAUUAUUAUUAUUAUUUAGCUAUAGAAAUAUAUUCUUUCCAUUGUACAUUCAUUUUUUUU